AUGAGCAGCGGCUGUAGCCGUCGUAUGCAGCAGCGGCUGCUAGCCGUUUUUGCGCAGCGGCUGCUAGCCGCGUACUGGCAGCGGCUGCAGGUCGUACUGCAGCAGCGGCUGCUAGCCUCGUACUGCAGCAGCGGCGCUACCCGUGCUGCACAGGGCUACGGGGACCGGCAAAAAUUUUCUUUACAGGAACGACUUGAGCGCCAAUACAGCGAGUUCAAUGGGGAGAUUAAUAGCCUACAAACUGAGUUGGCAGACAUAAAAAAUAUAAAAGAUGACCUCACACGCUAUAUCAGAGAAUUAGAACAAAAGAAUGAUGAUUUAGAAAGAUCUAAAAGAGCGACAUUAACAUCAUUAGAAGACUUUGAGGCUCGGCUGAAUUUAGCCAUAGAGCGCAAUGCCUUUUUGGAGUCUGAGCUGGAUGAAAAGGAGGAUCUGAAGGUGACAGUACAGCGACUGAAGGAUGAAGCAAGAGAUCUUCGGCAGGAGCUGAGUGUCAAGGAAAAAGAGGAACCAGGGCCAGACAAUGAUAAAGCAUUGCAACAGCAGCAGCAACAACAACACAAGUUGCAUCUCCAUCCUCCUCCAAAACUAGAGCCAUUACCUACUUCCGAGGAAAUGAUUGAUUCCAAUAAACUUUUAUCAAACACACAGCUCCCAGAGUCUGUGCCGAGCACAACUGUAAUAACUCGUCCAAUGCACAACAUGAGUAAUGGAAGUGUGCCUAUGACUCCAUCUGCCAGGAUAUCUGCUCUUAACAUUGUUGGUGACCUUUUAAGAAAAGUUGGGGCACUGGAGUCUCGCCUUGCCUCGUGUCGUACACUCGUGAAGGACAACCAACGCCCCCUCAGCCUGCCUCCACCCGGCAACCACUCUGCCAGACAGAAGCAGCUGACAUACGGCCACCCCAUUCGCGCCACUGUGACUCCUGCAUAGAGCACCUCUAUCCUCAGGUGGACUCUCCAGACACAAGGGAGAUAGCAGCUAGACUUAAAAAGAGGUCUCAGAAUCCAAAACAGUGUUCAGUUCCUUCAAGAAAAAGUCAUCCAAUGAAAGAAUUAAUGGCAAUUGGUAUUUCAAGUGUU
This is a messenger RNA of Cherax quadricarinatus, 1082 nucleotides long. The record is from RefSeq and is a predicted model, not a curated record. Lineage: Eukaryota; Metazoa; Arthropoda; Malacostraca; Decapoda; Parastacidae.